Molecule: messenger RNA, 1890 nt
Organism: Alosa alosa (allis shad)
Lineage: Eukaryota; Metazoa; Chordata; Actinopteri; Clupeiformes; Clupeidae
Gene: pinx1
Product: PIN2 (TERF1) interacting telomerase inhibitor 1
Exons: 7
Coding region: 41-1318 (425 amino acids)
Biological process (GO): regulation of ribosome biogenesis
Cellular component (GO): nucleolus
Molecular function (GO): nucleic acid binding; telomerase inhibitor activity
Source: RefSeq, a predicted model, not a curated record
GCACCGUCGUGAAUCGCCUCAUGUGUUCAAGGACCUCAAGAUGGCCAUGCUGGCAGAACCCCGCAGAAAGCAGAAAUGGUCUGUGGAUCCUAGGAACAGCGCCUGGAGUAAGGAUGACUCUAAAUUCGGCCAGAAGAUGCUGGAGCGAAUGGGCUGGUCCAAGGGCAAGGGAUUGGGGAAAACCGAGCAGGGAGCUACAGAGCACAUCAAGGUGAAAGUAAAAAACAACAGCCUUGGCCUGGGCACUAGUACCAGUAAUGAGGAUAAUUGGAUUGCACAUCAGGAUGAUUUCAAUCAGCUUCUGGCAGAUCUCAACAACUGCCAUGGCCAGGACACCACCAACGAACCUGCACAGGAGGACAAACAGGAGAACUUCAGCCUGGAGCAGAAGUCCAAGUCUUCCAGGAAGAGGGUACACUACAUGAAGUUCACUAAAGGAAAAGACCUAUCCAGUCGCAGUGAAACUGACCUGGCAUGCAUCUUUGGGAAGAGGUCAAAGCCAUCAAGAGACCAAGAUGAGGACAGUAGUGGUCAAGACUCACAGGAGGAGGUGGAGAAGGAAAGCAAGGCAGUGGAACCAGAAGCGGUGACCAGUAGCAAACCCGAGGAGCCCGAGUCCAACACGGUCACCAGCACUCUGACCAUGCAGGAGUACUUUGCCCAGCGCAUGGCUCAGCUGAAGAAGGCUCGCGCAGGAGCGGCGGUCCAGUCCACUACGCCGAGUCCAACUGACGGCGGAACCAACGGCCUCCACACACCCACACCCUCUACCUCUGAGACCCCAGUGGACAGCCCCAACAUCAGCGACACGGAGCAGCAGACGAAGAAGAAAAAGAGGAAGAAAAAGAGGGAGAACGAUGAACAGAGCGUUGGAGUUGGAGGUGUGGAAGCGAUGGAGACUGUUGUCGUUGCUUCUGAGGAGACUACGGAGCAAAACCACUCCUCUUCCUCUGAGAGGAAAAAGAAGAAGAAGAAGAAGAAGAUGCGAAACACAGAAAAGGAAGAGGAGGAGAUGGCCGUAGAGGAGUGUGCCACACCUGCACCUGUGCAGGAGGACUCCGAGGUGACCGAGAACAUCUCCACAGAGAAGAAGAAGAAGAAGAAACAGGAGCAGGAAGUAGAGGCGGAGGUUGUGGAGGCAGACCAGGGGAACAGUCAGGGCAGUGGAGAGACCAAAGCGGAGGAGACGGGCGGUAAAACUAAGAAAAAGAAAAGGAAGAGAGAGGACAAGGAGGAGCCGCAAGAAGAGGAAGUGCUCGUAGUCGAACAGAAAAAGUCUAAAAAGGACAAAAAAAAGAGAAGGAAAAAUCUUGACUAGGGAUGCUGGCCUAGAAAUGUCUUUCCUAACAUUCAAGUAAAUGUGGUUUCUCUUCUACAUCCCAUCAGAAAGCCUUGAAAAGAACCUUGAGGUCUUCAGAUAGGGUUGCGAUGAAUUUACUUUGGCUUUGCAGCCCAUUAUUUUCAAUGGACAAGGAUGGACUUCUUAAUUGUAAUUGUAACUUGAGUGAUCACAUUUAGUUACAUUUGACUGUAUAAUUGCCCCAGUUGCCAGUUGUUUGACUCCCCAGUGUUUUCAUCAUUAAUCCAUUGUAUUUCUCCUCUCAGAAUGCCACUGCUUUAUUUAUAACCUGUUUGUGACUAUACAAGAAAGACUGGACAUGAUUCCACCAUCAUUUAAACCUCUUAAUCUGUUUUUUAUUGUCUGACAGUUGUAAUUAUUAAUAUAUUAAUAUAUAAUUAUUACAGCUGUCUUUGUAAAUUACUCCAAUUUGGAGACCAACUCUCCUAUGAAAUUGUUGCUAUUAAUGCCCCAUCCACUUCAACCAAAUGACUACCAUGUAGCCUGUAUGGUGAUCUGUUGAACUUGACUUAAUAAAGAUUUUAGUGGCG